Molecule: messenger RNA, 1905 nt
Organism: Dalotia coriaria
Lineage: Eukaryota; Metazoa; Arthropoda; Insecta; Coleoptera; Staphylinidae
Product: very long chain fatty acid elongase AAEL008004-like
Exons: 8
Coding region: 260-1261 (333 amino acids)
Biological process (GO): fatty acid elongation, monounsaturated fatty acid; fatty acid elongation, saturated fatty acid; fatty acid elongation, polyunsaturated fatty acid
Cellular component (GO): endoplasmic reticulum membrane
Molecular function (GO): fatty acid elongase activity
Source: RefSeq, a predicted model, not a curated record
GGCGGUCCGGGCGGUAGACAACAAUCGGCGAAUCCCCCGGCCGCGUCUUCGAUCACACACCGCUCGCAGGUGUCUCACUAGUUAUUUAUCGCUACGCUGCUGCGUUCGUCUCGCGCAAAUAAAUAAAUUAACACACAUCACAAAAGUAUAGUGCGCGUAUUGAUCAACAAGUGCGGCGUGUUCAAGUUUAUUCUAUCUUUAUAUUAAACUAAACUAAAGUUUCUUUCGUCGCAAAGGUGCGUAGUGAAUAUAAUUAAAGAUGUCGAUAAUAGUCAAUUAUAUAGCUGAUAAUUAUAAUUAUUUAAUGGAAAAUCGAAGUGAUCCUAGAGUAAAAGACUGGUUUUUAAUGAGUUCACCGUUCCCCACGCUUGCAAUUUGCCUCUCUUACGGGCUGCUAGUGACGAAAAUCGGUCCGAAGUUGAUGGAAAAUCGCAAACCGUUCGAAUUACGCACGCCAAUCAUUAUCUACAACUUGAUUCAAGUGUUACUCAGCACGUGGUUAUUCUACGAGAGUGGAAUUUGUGGUUGGUUCACAACUUACAGCUACAGAUGUCAGCCCGUCGACUAUUCCAACUCCCCAAUCGCAAUGCGAAUGGCGCGCGGUUGCUGGUGGUAUUUCUUCUCGAAAUUCACUGAAUUCUUUGAUACUUUCUUCUUCGUCCUUCGCAAGAAAAACGACCACAUUAGCACGUUGCAUGUGAUUCAUCACGGCGUGAUGCCAAUGUCCGUGUGGUUCGGCGUCAAGUUUACACCCGGCGGCCAUUCGUCCUUCUUUGGCUUCCUCAACACUUUCGUUCACAUCAUUAUGUACUCAUACUAUUUAGUCGCUGCUCUCGGACCACAAUAUCAGAAAUAUUUAUGGUGGAAAAAAUAUUUAACCACAUUACAAAUGAUUCAAUUCGUCGCUGUGAUGGUACACGCAUUCCAACUGCUCUUCAUCGACUGCAGCUACCCGAAGGCUUUCGUCUGGUGGAUCGGCGGACACGCGCUCAUGUUCUACUUCCUCUUCAGCAGUUUCUACAAGCGUACAUACACCAAGGACGACAAGAAACUAUCGUCGUCGUCGGCGGAAAAGCAGCGGGCUGCUACGCAGACGAAUGGAACAAGCAACGGUACAACGAAAGCAGCGAAAACAAUCGGUAUUUGUUUCCCUGGCCAGACAGAACUCUACGAUACGACGUCGCAUGAAAACGGCAUCAAGAAGAGCUACACGUCGUCCAACAACGACCUCAGGAAUCGCGCAUUCAUCGAUCGAAAGUAAAUUAUGCUCAAAUACAAAGACAGCGCACAUGUAUGCAACCCAAAUGACAAGACAAACAAAAACAACUUUUAUAACUUACAUUUUAAACAUUUAACCGGGGUUUACAUGUGAAUUGAAAAAAGUACCAAUUAUUUAAUUAAGUAAAUAGUGUUCUGUGAUCUAUUGCACGACGACGCGGAAAUUUUAGCAACUAGACAGUAACGGUAACAGCACUUAUGUAUAAGUCAUUAAUAUAACAUAACCUAACCCGUCCAAUUUUUGAUACGAAAUUUUAACGAAUUACGAGUAAGCGUAUUUUAUUAAAUAUCUUAUAUGUAAAGUAUACAUAGUUAGAGGUUAAGUUUUAUUUCUUAGUGUGGUAGUUUUAGCCGGCAACGUGUUAUCAAUCAAUCGAACAAAACUCUGGAUUGUUUGGAUGUUUAUUUAUAUUUAUUUACGUUUACUUCUGCAAUAGUUACUCAUUACGCUAGGAGUAUACAAUGUAUUACCAGCCAGGGCACAUUUAUAUUGUUUAUGGUGUAAUGUGCAAUGAUAAUCAAGAUAAUCAAGAAAUUUGUACAAAAUGAGUAUGUUAUGGGAUGUAUAAUUCGUAAAUUACUUGUGUAUUAUAAAUGGACAAUAAAUAAAUUACUCAAAGUGAAUAA